Molecule: messenger RNA, 1471 nt
Organism: Anopheles darlingi
Lineage: Eukaryota; Metazoa; Arthropoda; Insecta; Diptera; Culicidae
Product: O-glucosyltransferase rumi homolog
Exons: 2
Coding region: 121-1320 (399 amino acids)
Biological process (GO): positive regulation of Notch signaling pathway; protein O-linked glycosylation
Cellular component (GO): endomembrane system
Molecular function (GO): UDP-glucosyltransferase activity; UDP-xylosyltransferase activity
Source: RefSeq, a predicted model, not a curated record
AGCUCACAGCACGGACUUGCAUUUAAAUAUACGGAUAGCUGAAAGGAACAGAUUUCCCUCAAUUUUUCUUAGGAACAACAGUAGGAAUAGCAGAUAAUCCCUAGCAGAAGAAGAAUAUAUAUGGAUCUGCUUAUAACUCUAGUUAUCUUUUCGACGAUCGUUUUUGCACAAGCUACGGACGAUGGAAUGUGUGUGGCAAAAGAGAAGUGCACGGAACCGGUGGACGAAUCUUCAGAAGCUAGCCGGUACACCGCCGAGGACAACGUUUAUUUCUAUAAAAUCGACACCGCACUCGAUGAAUACGUGCCAUGCAACGAUACAGGCUGCAGCUGCCACACGGGCGUACUCAAGAAGGACCUGAAACCAUUCAAAGCAGACGGCAUAACCAAAGAAAUGAUCGAACGGGCGAAACAAUAUGGAACGCACUACCAGGUGAUUGACCACAAACUGUACCGACAGACAGAGUGCAUGUUUCCGGCACGGUGCUCUGGUAUCGAGCAUUUCGUGAAGCCGCUGCUGCCGAAGCUGCCGGACAUGGAUCUUAUCAUUAAUUGCCGCGACUGGCCACAAGUUCACCGGCACUGGAACAAAGAGAAGACUCCCGUCUUUUCGUUCAGCAAAACGGACGAAUAUCUCGACAUCAUGUACCCGGCCUGGGCCUUCUGGGAAGGUGGCCCAGCCAUCAGCCUCUAUCCAACGGGAUUGGGUCGAUGGGACCAGCAUCGGGAAAGUAUUUCACAGGCCGCCGAACGGGUUCCCUGGAAAAACAAGAAACCGAUGGCAUUCUUCCGUGGAUCUCGCACGUCCGAUGAACGCGAUGCACUGGUGCUGCUAUCCAGGGAGCAGUCCUCGUUGGUCGAUGCACAGUAUACAAAGAACCAGGCAUGGAAAUCGCCGCAAGACACGCUAAACGCUGAACCGGCCAGCGAAGUCUCACUCGAGGAUCACUGUCGCUAUCGGUUCCUGUUCAACUUCCGUGGCGUUGCGGCUAGCUUUCGCUUUAAGCAUCUUUUCCUCUGUCGAUCGUUGGUUUUUCACGUUGGCGAUGAGUGGCUGGAGUUCUACUAUCCGUCGUUCAAGCCUUGGGUACACUAUGUACCAGUCCCAGUGCGUAGUAGCCAGGCAAAGCUAGAAGCUUUGAUUCGAUUCUUCCGCGACCACGAUGAUGAGGCAAACGCUAUUGCCGAGCGAGGAUUUCGACAGGUGUGGCAACAUUUGCGCAUGAAGGAUGUCAAGUGUUACUGGAAAAAGCUGCUGCAUGAAUACGGCAAACUGAUACGAUACUCGGUGGAACGUGAUCGAAAGUUGAUCGAGGUGUAGGAUUGAUUACCCUACCAGACAAGACUGAUCUGAUCCAUGUCCCAUUUAGGCUGUAAACCAACAAUCAACCAUUAAUAUACCAUUCCCAAUAUUGAUAGCUACGCUAAAAGUAAGAUUUGUAAUUUAAUAAAACGAAUGACUCAUUAUGAUA